AUGGCCUCUCAAUCUCUCGCUCGGUUGACCCUCUUCACCCGGGCUGGAUGUGGCCUCUGCGACACAGCCAAGCACACAGUGAUCCAACUCCAAAAACGACGACCAUUCGAGUAUGUGGAGAAGGACAUUAUGGACGCCAAAAAUAAGCUCUGGAAAGAUGUAUAUGAAUUCGAUGUUCCCGUCCUACACGCCCAAUCUGUCAAAAAUGGGUUGCCCAAGGAGGCCGAGCUCUCCGACGCAAGGAAGCUGUUCCAUCGAUGGACUGAGCAAGAGGUGGAGAAAUUGGUUGACGAGGCUGAGAAAUAA
Penicillium cataractarum is the source of this 306-nucleotide messenger RNA. RefSeq names its product glutaredoxin family protein. The transcript has a single exon. The record is from RefSeq and is a predicted model, not a curated record. NCBI's taxonomy places the organism in Eukaryota, Fungi, Ascomycota, Eurotiomycetes, Eurotiales, Aspergillaceae. The coding region runs from base 1 to 306 and encodes 101 amino acids.